Molecule: messenger RNA, 2348 nt
Organism: Phyllopteryx taeniolatus (common seadragon)
Lineage: Eukaryota; Metazoa; Chordata; Actinopteri; Syngnathiformes; Syngnathidae
Gene: cckar
Product: cholecystokinin A receptor
Exons: 6
Coding region: 139-1836 (565 amino acids)
Biological process (GO): phospholipase C-activating G protein-coupled receptor signaling pathway
Cellular component (GO): plasma membrane
Molecular function (GO): gastrin receptor activity; cholecystokinin receptor activity
Source: RefSeq, a predicted model, not a curated record
AGAAGAGAGUCCAGAGCAGACCGAAGCGCAAGUGCAGCCAGCCAGCCAGCCAGCCAGCCAGCACGGUAGUGGGGGGGGGGGCGGGGGGGAAGACUCCAAAGAAACUCAUACAAAUCACACAUUCCCCCUCUCCGCACCAUGGACGCCUUCACCUUGCGCGAAAUGCUCAACUCGACGGAAAUGAGCAGGUUUUUGUGCAACUUGGGCGUCAGCAACUUGUCGGGUUGUGAGCCUGCGAGAAUCGUUCGACCGGACGUGAGCGUGAAAGAUUUCGACAACGCCGUGCGUGUCUUCCUGUACUGCGUCAUCUUCCUCGUCAGCGUGGUGGGCAACGGUCUCAUCGUCGCCGUGCUGUCUCGGAACCGGCGCAUGCGCACCGUCACCAACCUCUUCUUGCUCUCCCUGGCCGUGAGCGACCUGAUGGUCGCACUGGUGUGCAUCCCCUUCACCCUCAUCUCCAACCUCAUGCGGACCUUCAUCUUCAGCAACGGCACAUGCAAGAUGGUCAUGUACUUUAUGGGGGUCUCUGUGAGUGUUUCCACCUACAACAUGGUGGCCAUCGCGCUAGAACGCUACAGCGCCAUCUGCAGACCUCUGAGCUCCAAGACGUGGCAGACCAAGUCGCACGCGCUGAAGGUCAUCAGUGCCACCUGGCUGACGUCCUUGUCUCUGAUGCUGCCCUACAUCGCUUCCAGCUCCCUGAAGCCAUUUAAUCGCCGCGACAACACCGUCGGCUACAUGUGCCGCAUGAUGUGGCAGAACCAAAACCUCCUGGCAUACUGGUAUACGUCCUUGUUGCUGCUGCUCUUCUUCCUGCCCGGUGCCGUGAUACUGACCGCCUAUGGACUCAUCUCUGUGGAGCUCUACAAGGGCAUCAGGUUCGAGCUGUCCAACAGGACAUCAGCCAAAGACAGACCAGCCAGCUUUAGCAGCCUUCGAACAAGCGACAGCGAUGGCUGCUACCUUCAUUUAAAAAAGCGAUUCACCGCACAUGGGAAAGGCAAUGCCGGCAAUGCUGCCACCACGGUGGGCCGCUUGGGCAUCCGAAGCAACACCGCCAACCUGCUGGCCAAGAAGCGAGUGGUCCGCAUGCUCCUGGUCAUCGUCUGCCUGUUCUUCGUGUGCUGGACCCCCAUCUUCGUAGUCAACGCGUGGCAGGCUUAUGACCCGCGCUCAAGGCGCGCACCAUGGACCUUUGGAACCAGAUCAUCGAGGCGAAAUGGUACGAGGGGCCCGAGGAGAGCGCUCUGCACAGGCGCCAAGAGAGGCGGCGGCAGAAGCGCCACCAAAAGCAUCAGGAGAAGCGCCAGCAAAGGCUGGCGCGGCGCCACGUGCCGUUCCCCCAGCAACUCGUCAAGGAGAGCGUUCAGGAGAGUCCCCAGCAGAUCCCCGAACCGAUGCCCGAGCCGAACAAUGAGAACUCAAUUGAGGAGAUCGGCGAUUCGUUCGUGGAGCUGUACAUCCCUCCGUACCCUGAGCAGCAAGUCGAGCAGAACCCGGACCAGAACGCCGAGCAAAACCAAAGUCAAGGGGCUCUCGGCACCCUCACCUCGUACAUCAGCUUCACCAGCAUUCGCUCGCUGCUACCGCCGGAAUUGGUCUGAAGUGGAUUUCGGUGAACUCGUGGGCUGCCACAUUUGCACUCUUGACUGUGGAAAAAUGGUUCCUUCAUCAGUCAACAUGUACUUCAAGGCAGGAAAGUCUUCAAAAAACAUUGUGCAGCACCAAAGUAGCUUUAGAAGCUCCACAGGCCACAAUAUUCUCCAGCAUAGUCCUUCUAUAUACACACACUACACAUGUACUACCAUAGGGACCAAUGAAAAGGGAUGGUACUAAAAGGCCUUGAUUUACAAAGCAACAUUCUUACUUGAAUAUCAAAAAUUGUUUCCGAUAUCUUUGAAGCCAAAAAGCAAAUAGAUGGGAUUUUCCAAGCUGUAUGAUGGCUGAAACAGACUCACAAAUCACAAGCUAGUGUUUAUUCUCAGACCUCAGUCUUAUCUUUAUGUUAGUGGGAUGUAAACACCUGCGCCUUGGAAACAUUCCCAGUAUUGCCCAGCAGACUUCCACGGACUCAAUCUGCAAACGGGGAGAAUGAGGUCAUUUCACCUGUACAGAACAUUUAUUGAUGCUGUGUGUGCCUAUUUUUCAAAAAUGGCUAGUAACUUUGAGAUGAUUGAAUCUAGACCACAAAAGAAGUUCCAGUUUGAUUGUGACCCGGUUCUUGGGUGGAAAUAUUUUUCAUUACGCUUCUGCUGACCCAUUAAAAAACAAACAUACAAAGUUAGACUUUAUUACUUUUUGUUUAUUCUGUUUUAUGCCAUUUCCCCCCUUUUUUUUUUUUUUUUCAA